Sinocyclocheilus rhinocerous is the source of this 2953-nucleotide messenger RNA. Its product is annotated as collagen alpha-1(XXI) chain. Bases 1 to 2862 code for a protein of 953 amino acids. NCBI's taxonomy places the organism in Eukaryota, Metazoa, Chordata, Actinopteri, Cypriniformes, Cyprinidae. The record is from RefSeq and is a predicted model, not a curated record. Gene Ontology annotation, molecular function: extracellular matrix structural constituent conferring tensile strength. Gene Ontology annotation, biological process: extracellular matrix organization. The transcript is spliced from 29 exons.
AUGUCGUGGAUUCUGAAGUCUUUUCCAGCACUGCUGUUCCUGGUGUACUCACACGCCGCAGAGGACGAUGAUAUUCGAGCGGGCUGCAGCACUGCUGUCAAUGACCUGGUCUACAUCAUGGACGGCUCCUGGAGUGUGGGAAGUGACGACUUUGAAACAGCCAAGCGCUGGCUAGUCAAUGUCACCAGUGGCUUUGACGUGAGUUCGCACUACUCGCAGGUGGGUGUAGUGCAAUACAGCGACACCCCAAGGUUGGAGAUCCCUCUCGGUCUCCACAAGACCACUCAAGAUCUCAUUAAGGCCAUUGAGGACAUCAGCUAUUUAGGUGGCAACACGCAGACAGGCCGUGCCAUCAAGUUUGCCGUGGACCACGUCUUUGCAUCUUCGCAACGAAGUGAAGUGAAGAACCGCAUUGCUGUGGUGGUGACUGAUGGAAAGUCGCAGGACGAUGUUAUGGACGCUAGCGUGGAGUCACGAGCACAAGGUAUUAAAGUGUUUGCGGUUGGCGUCGGGACGGAGAUCACCACAUCAGAGCUGGUGACCAUCGCCAACAAGCCGGAGGGUGAAUACGUGCUGUAUGCGGAGGACUACACCAAUAUCGACCGUAUCCGUGAUGCUAUGGAACAGAAGCUGUGUGAGGAAUCUGUUUGCCCCACACGUAUUCCUGUGGCUUCUCGUGAUGAGAAAGGCUUUGAGCUGAUAUUGGGCAUGAAGAUCCAUCAGAAAGCGAAGACGAUACAGGGCUCAUUAGCGUCAGAGGGAGCGUAUCUGCUAGACAAGAGCACCGACAUUACUGAAAACACAAGGGAGAUUUUUCCCGAAGGUCUUCCUCCCUCCUAUGUGUUUGUGUCGACUCUGAGGCUGAAAGGGCCUUCAAGUCGGGAAAAGCUGGACCUGUGGAGGGUCCUGUCUAAAGAUGGACAGAUUCAGGCGGCUGUCACACUCAACGGACUGGACAAAUCUGUCAUCUUCACUACCACAAACACGGUUAAUGAGGAACAGAUAGUUACUUUUGAUGCACAAGGCACUGAGGCUCUUUUUGAUGGAAGCUGGCACCAGCUGAAGGUUCUGGUUAGACCCAGACGUGUCUCCUGUUUUCUGGAUGACCAGCAGAUCCAGGAUGUGGCUCUGGAUGCUGUGGUGCCCAUCUACAUCAACGGAAAGACUCAGAUCUCCAAACGCUCUGGCUCUGACGCUACACUUCCUACAGAAAUCCAGAAACUGAGGCUUUAUUGUGACCCACAGCAAAGUGAGCGAGAGACAGCAUGUGAAAUCUACUCUGUGGAUGAUGAACGGUGUCCCCUGGAUCGUGAGCCCACCAAUGACACUGAAGAUUCCUGCGACUGCAGCGAAGGCCAGCCAGGUCCUCCAGGACCCAGGGGUUUUCGUGGAGAGAAAGGAAGGGAAGGACCUCCAGGCCCAGAUGGUAAGCCUGGACCCCCAGGUUCAAGAGGAAAGCCAGGAGAUCCAGGUAUAUCUGGAGAAAAGGGCGAUGUGGGUCCACCGGGGCUGAGAGGUAAUCCAGGACUUCAGGGUUUAAAAGGUGAACGAGGAGAACAAGGGUUGCCAGGGAAACCGGGGCCGCCAGGACCCACGGGAGCAUCAAAACCAAACGUUGGUACAGUUGGAUUGCCAGGAAAAAAGGGAGAGCAGGGGGGGGAAGGAGAACAAGGACCUCCUGGAGAGCCUGGUCCAAUGGGGAAACCAGGACUCACUGGAAGCGAUGGAGCAGCCGGCCCUGCUGGAGCAAAGGGCGAGAAAGGAGACACCGGGCUGCCAGGAGCAGAUGGACUGCAGGGAGUUCCAGGAAUCAGAGGACCUCCUGGAGAGGAAGGAGCGAGCGGACCGCAGGGUGCGAGAGGAGCACCGGGACAGAAAGGAUCAGCGGGGCCAAGAGGAGCUCCGGGCACGCCGGGGCCUUCGGGGCCCCCCGGAGCAGACGGACUCCACGGCCCCAAGGGUAACGCAGGAGAAAAGGGAGACGCAGGUAUUCCUGGAGCCGCAGGUCAAAAGGGCGAGCGGGGCGAGCUGGGAUUCCCAGGCCUUCAGGGAGCCAUGGGCCCUCCUGGAUUUAAAGGACACAAGGGAGAGAGAGGAGAACUCGGACCCAGAGGCAUUCAGGGUGAAAACGGCAGCAAAGGCUUCGCUGGAUUGCCUGGCUUUCCAGGUGAAGUGGGACCCAGAGGCAGCAAAGGAGAGAAAGGCACGCUGGGUGAGAGCGGGGUCAAAGGUCGUGACGGACAGAAGGGAGACUUGGGACACACGGGUGUAGUCGGGUCGCGUGGAUUCCCCGGUCAGGACGGUUUGCCAGGGCUUCCCGGCGCUCCGGGCUUUCCAGGGAAGCCUGGUAAGCCUCCCUCAGAGGAGUACUUAAUAAAACUCUGUGGGGACAUUUUGAGAAAUCAGCUGCCGCAGCUACUGCAGACAAUGAGCCCUCAGCGCUGUGAACCCUGUGAGACCGUUAAAGGACCCCCGGGACCCCCUGGAGCUCCAGGGCCUAAAGGGUCCAGCGGGCCCCAGGGCUAUCCCGGCAGACACGGCGCUCAGGGCUACCCUGGGCCUCCGGGCAUCCAAGGACCUCCAGGAGUCAAAGGGGACACAGGCCCUCAGGGAUUUAAGGGCAAUAAAGGACAGAGCAGACCAGGAUACCCAGGGCCUCCUGGAGACACAGGGAUCCAGGGUCCUCGCGGCAGUGAUGGCAUUGGUAUUCCGGGUCCUCCGGGAAUCCCGGGUAAAUCCGGGGCUCCGGGCAUCCCGGGGAAGCAAGGUUCUACAGGGCCGGCUGGCGUGUGCGACAUGUCCAUCUGCUACCAAUCCUAUAACCUCAGGGAUGAGCGCUACAGCAAAGGGCCCGGUUUCUAACACACGCGCUUGAGCGAACACAUGGGCUCAGCUCUCGGACUGCCAGAAGCGCCGCAGAGAAUCCAGAGGAAUUUACUCACAUGGCUUUGGA